This is a messenger RNA of Microthlaspi erraticum, 624 nucleotides long. Lineage: Eukaryota; Viridiplantae; Streptophyta; Magnoliopsida; Brassicales; Brassicaceae. The record is from the annotation of a GenBank genome assembly.
AUGGCAUUUUACAAUAACAAUAACAGCGACGGCGAUUCAUCUUCUUUUUACCAGUUGGAUGACGUUUUAUCACUGCUUAAAGCUAAAAUAAUUCUGUUCCGCCGUUCAUCAUAUUCUUAUCGAGGGAAUGAAUGCGUCCAUAAACACUUCACGGCAAAGCCGGAGUUUGACAGCAGAAAAGAGACAAAGCUCAAAUGCGUCCACUUCACGGCAAAGCCGGAUUGUUUUAAGAUAGUCACUUUGAUUUGUGACUUUGAAAACCAAUCUUCACCUCCAAGCAUCACCAAGAUGAGCUUAGUUGUCUCUUCUGGCCUUGUAUGGACCUCUACACAAGAGAACAUGGUUACUAAAUUGACAGGAUUUACCGGUAGAUUAACAUGGGAGAAGGGAGAUGGGGAUCGAGGGAGAAGAGGAAAGCUGACCUCUUUUAAAAACAGCGACCAAAUUGCAGAGCCAAGAGCUACAGAGUCUUACUUCUCUGAGAAGAUUGAUUACUUGAAGGAUAAAGUCCAAACUACAUUCGUCAAAGAUCGUAGAGCAAUGAAGAGAGCAUAUGAAGAAUACAAAGUGAGGUUCAAUUCUUUAGUAAUAAAGCUUAGAAGAAACAUGUAUCUAGGAAAAUAA